Molecule: messenger RNA, 1374 nt
Organism: Colletotrichum lupini
Lineage: Eukaryota; Fungi; Ascomycota; Sordariomycetes; Glomerellales; Glomerellaceae
Exons: 1
Coding region: 1-1374 (457 amino acids)
Source: RefSeq, a predicted model, not a curated record
AUGGACGACCAAUUUGGAGGCCGCACAGACGACGACCUCUUCUUUGACGACUUUGAGCCUGUAAGCAAUCCCCAGGCCAUCGAGACAGUCGAAACCGUCGUCGCCCCUCCUCCCGCCGCUGUCGCGACGCCGCCAGUCGAGCCACCAAAACCAGCACCAGCGCCCGCGCCCGUCGCGCCCAAGGCUGCAGAGCAACAGCAGCAGAAGCCGCAAAAGCAAGCCCCGGCCAACAAGAAACCCCCCACGGCGCCGAGGGGUGGUCUCGCAAACUCCAGAUUCGCCGACCCCAAGCCGGCCCCUGCUGCCCCGCGCGGCCCUCGCCAGGCAGCCCCCGCCGCCGUCUCGACUCCCCCUCCGGCCGCGACCGCGACCGCGACCAAGCCGCCCACCGGUCCCGCGGCGCAAAACUCACCUGCCCCGGCCGUUGCACCGACUGCCCCUGCCGCCGAUGAUGCUGCUGUCGCCCCUCCCCCGGCGGCCGCAGCCCCGAGCGACGCGGCCUCUCCCAAGAGCAACUCGCCCGCUCCGGCAGCAGUACCUCACGCACCCCGCGAAAAGAACGCCGCCGCCGCUCCCGGCGCAAACACAGCCCUCAACGCAGAAGCCCGCCUCGGCUCGGGCGCGAACCCACGUACCAAACUAAGCGAAUCCCAACUCGCCGCCAAAAUGGAACAGAUGCGCAUCCUCAACGCCGAAAAGACGCGCAAGUUCGAGCAGGCGGAGCAGGACGAGCGCAGCCACGCGGAGGCCUACGCGCGCGGCAUGGAGGAGGCGCGGCAGCGCAAGAAAGCCGACGAGGAGAGGCGGCGGCGCGGCGAGGAGGAGCGUCGGCGCAUGGACGACGAGCGCGCCAAGAACCGCGAGAGGAAGCUCAAGGCGAUGAGUAUCAAGGAGGGCGGGUGGGACGAGGGCAAGGAGGCGCUCGCUGCUGAGGAGGAGAGGAGGGGGUUCCGGGGCGCGAAUGGCGGGGUUCGGGGGACGAGGUCUGCGGGGCUUGCCGGGAGCCGGUUUGCUUCGAGGGAGGAUGAGGCGCCGCAGGGUGAUCGGUAUGCUGGUGGUGGUGAAGAGCGGAGAGGUGGUAGGGGCCGUGGAAGAGGUCGUGGGCAGGGGCGGGGUGGACGCGGCGGUCGUGGCGGGUAUGGGAAUGACCAUGAACGGGGGGAUUCGAAUGGCGCUCGGGAAGCUAAGGCUCCUGCCGCCCAGGCUCCCGCACCGGCGCCGGUCAUCAGCACCGAGGAAUUCCCUGCCCUGCCUGGUAAGGCUACGAGCGGUGCCAUUUCGCCCCCUGUCCUGUCGCCUCUUGGUAGGUGGGACGACGAGAUGGAGGCCUUUGACGAGAAGCUCAAGAACGCCGCCGCGCAGUCUUCUUCUUGA